UUCCGGCUUCCCGUGUUUCCUUGGAAACCGCCAAACAUGGCCAACUGAUUGCCUGUCAGCCAAACAAAAGGUCAAGUCGAGAGAAGCGACGUGAAGAGUUCGAGAGAGGUGGAGUGAGGUUGCUCAUUCAGAGGGGAACAUGGAGGAGGCGGACAAUGGAUGUGAAUGGGAUGUGGCGUCUGACACCUGCGAACUGGCAACCGAGCAGCUUAGCUCUGAUGAAGAAACUGAUGGCAAGGAAGAGGAUGACUUUAAGACGGACGACUUUAAGGAUGGAGAAGUAAACGAGUUUCCUGAUCUGGAAUGGUUAGAAGAGUUGUACCAAGAGAACGAUAGCGAUGGUGACCUUGCGGGUGAGCCUGGCGAUGAGAGGCAGAGGACUUUUUCAGCGACAGCGCGGAUGUUCAAGCUGAGACGGAACCUGGACCAGCUGGACAACUUCCACAGACAGAAGGAAAGUGCCCUGCUGAAAGCCAGAGAAGAUCUUAACCGCUUACAUCACAGCAUUGAGAGUCUACUGGAGCAGCGGGAUGUCUUGGAGCGAGAAAUAGAAAAUCAAGAGGCAGCAAAGAACAGUGUGGCAGUUAUUCGUUUGCGGGCUCAGCAUAAGAAUCUGUGUUACGAGCUGCAGAGGGAAGAAGAGAUUGAGGCCCACACCAACAAUGAGCUGAGGCAACAAGAAUUAGAGCUGAGCGAGGUUGAGCUGGAGGUGGGCAAGUUCUGCAUGCUGCGGCAGGAAGUGCAAGAGGAGGAGCGGGUCUUCCAGAUCCUCAAAGCCCAGAAUGCAGUGCAAAGGCUACAGCAGGAGAAGAAGAACAGCCAUACCCUGCAGCUAAAGAUUCAAAAUCUCAAAAAUUUUGAUAGGGGAAAUACAGACAUGUUGGAGAAAAUGGGAACUUUGAGCGAGAAGAAAACUGAAGAUGGCCGGACAAACCGCAAAGUAGGGGCCAAGUACUUGAAGGAAACUAUCAGAAGAAUGCAACAGCAAGAGGUUGAGAGAGAGCAGAAGAAGAGAGAGUCAAUGCAAAAGAGAAUACAGGCUGUCAAGUUACUGAAAUCUAACAUUGAAGCAACCCAAGAAAACUUACGGGUCAGACACAGCCGAGCCAAAGCAAACACCCUGAAGAAAGAACGGCAACAGAAACGUCUGAAAGAAUCCUUGCAGGCGCAAGGCAUCAACAGCACCAGGCACAUAUACCAACAGAAACGAGACGAGGAGAUGAAACAAAAGCAAGAGGAAUUCAAGGAGAGACAGAAGGCGAGAAGACUAGAGAUUGUGGAAAAGCUCGUAGAGGAGGAACAGCUGGUGAAGAGUAGAAAAGCACACCAGGCGCCGUUGCCAAAAACCAAAACUGGUCACAAGAUCCUUUCCCCAGGCAGGAUACGAGAGAAGCUCCUGCGUUACUUGGAUUCCGUACACCCGUCGGGCACAGAGAGAGACACAACAUUAAGAAACUUCAGCGCUAGCGGCUCAUCUUCAGAGUCAGAGUACCAGGAGGACAUUAUCCCAAAGGAAAUGCAGCACCCGAGCCUUCCUGACAGCCUGGAAGAGCCCGAGUUCUGUGGGCUGUGGGACCAAAAGUUCAAGCUCCCCUUGAAUGAGAAGACAACUUUGACACCAACAGAAGUGAAACGAGAACCUGCAGUAGUUUACCGAAAGCUCAGCACAACCCCCAAAAAAGUUGGUGGAAAACAGAUAAAAGGCCCUUCUUUCACCAGUAAACCAGAAGUAAUCCUAUUCAAGGACUUUGAAGUGGGGGAAACCUAUAAGAAGAAAGUAAUCCUGACUAACAUCAGCUAUAUCACUAACCACUGCAAAUUUCUUGGAAUCUCUGCUCAACUACAGGAUUUUAUUAUGAUCAACUUUCAACCUCCUGGUCCUUUAUCGACUGGGAUGUCCUGUGAAAUGCAAAUUACUUUCCACCCUUCGAUCAAUGAAGACCUGGAAGGAGAGGUGGACUUUGCCUCAGCAGCAGGUCGCUUCUCUGUGCCUGUCAGGUGCACCAUAAAGAGAUGUGAUUUGGAGGUCGACAACCAGUUUAUUGACUUUGGAUCGCAUGUAAUGGGCCAAAUUAUUUCGCGGACUAUCACCUUGACCAACAAAGGUGCACUAGCAACUCGCUUCAGCCUGGACACGACGAAGCCCGUUCCAGAAAUUCACCAGGUCCAGAUGCCAUCCCAUCGCUCGGCCGACACACAGCAGGACACAAUUUGUGCUGAUCAGAAUCAGAGCUCUGCAUCCGUGGCCACCAGAGAGCUACACAAUAUGGAUCAUGUUUUGGAUAGGUCUUCAGUAUCCCGACAGUGCCAACGAGAAUCGCAGGUUUCAGCUGCAGAUCCGAGAUCUGCUUCUGUGUCUUCCAGCAUGCAUGCCCAGAUCGCAGAGGGCUUUUCUGACUCCUGUGACAUACGUAUAGGGAAUGUAAGAGAAGGUGAUAUUGGACCUUUUGAAAGUGUCAAACUGGAGAUAAUAUUCUCUCCGACUGUUCCCGGAGAAGUCAAAUUGGACCUCUACAUCAAGUUUUCAGAUCCGACCAGCUGCCCAAUAGCCAUCCUGGUGAAGGGUGAGGGAGUGGGCCUCCCAGUAUGGGUGGUCGAGCCCAAUAUUGACAUGAAGAUCUGCAUGUUUGACCACCUUUAUCAAGAGGUGGUCACACUCCAAAGCAGCACCAGCAGAGCCUUGAAGCUUACUUUUGACCUGUGGCCAGAGAUGAGGAAACACAUGGAGAUCAUACCAAGGACAGGUUUUCUCCAGGCUCAAUCAAGCUUCACUGCUCACCUCAAGUUUGUGCCAAGGAACACCUUACCCCAAGAUGCUAAUAAGUAUUUCGACAGUGCUACUAGUGUCCUGGAGGUUCCAAUGGCAGUGCAAGUUGCAGGGCAGGUGCAGCCUGUCAUUUACACGGUCCAAGCAAUUGUGACAUCAUCCGACUUGAAGUUUGGUCAGAGCGAGGUGGACUUUGGCUACUGUUCUAUCUACCAGUCAGUCAAGAGCAGCGUACGCCUGACCAACAUGUCCCUGCUACCUCAAGAGUUUGGUUUCGUUGGCCUUCCAGAGUUUGUUGACGUCCAACCUAACGAUGGCUUCGGCACGCUUCUCCCGCAAGAAACACUGGAGAUUGAUAUCAUUUUCAGCGCCAACAAAGCAAAAGAGUACCGUUUCCAUCUAAGUUGCAAGUCAGGAAUCAACAGAGUUUUUCCCCUGGCUUGCCGUGCCAUGGGCGUUUGCCCAACGUUGGCGCUCUCCCAUUCCCUGGUGCAGUUUGGGCCCACGGCGGUUGGCGACCACUCCACCGCUCUCCUUUACCUCACCUAUAACCAAACCGUCCGAAACCAGUCCAAACAACGACCCUCUGCUGGGGCCAGACUGUUUUCCUUCACCCCACCUCAAGACUCCAGCAUCAGUAUCACUCCUGCCGCAGGACGCCUGCUGCCUGGAAAGCUCAUUACCAAGUCGAUGCAGUUACUACAACAUGACUUCGAGCUGCCGGUGGUUCAGUGGAGAUGUCGCUACGGUGUGAGGCCGCCCUCUGUUGAAAAUCUGACAGAAAGGUGUUUGGUCCUGGUCACAUUUAAACCCAAAUUGGAAGACCGGCAUAUCAAGGAAGAGGCCCUGCGUCUCCUCCUCAAAGCCAAGCAGACCAAUGAGGAGGACAUUAAAAAACUCCUUGAAGAGGAGGCUAAAAGGGAGGCGGAGCCCAAUAAAGGGAAGAAAUUGUCCAAGAGCAGCAAAAUGUCAGAUUUUUCUUCCAAAACUGCAACCCCAAUAGAGACACAACCCCCCGACAACAUAGAUGCAGGAGGUCAAAGGUUUGAGGAGGCGAGGGCGUCUUUGCUGCACUCAUUCACCUCGCGCUACAGCGAGUACACCAUCCCCUACUUUGUGUCAGACGGAGACCCCCCGGAGGAAGACAGGCAGACCCAGCCAACGUGGAGUCCUCUCAAUACUGUCUACUUGAAGCUACAAUGUCCUGCUGUACAGCCUCCUCUAGUGGUGGUAUCCAGCAAUAUCAGAAAUUACGCCUUGGAUUUCCAGCAAGUGGCAGUAGGAGAGAGAGUGAUUAAACGAUUUUCAGUCCAGAACAUUUCGGAGGAAUCUUUGGAGUUGAGGUCAUCAUUGCUGGAUAUAUAUGGCCCCUUUUCACUUCUUAACUCACUCAGAGGCAUAGGACCUGGAGAGAAACACACCCUGGUGUUGGCCUUCUGUCCUACGUUAGAAAAAAAGUACUGUGAGACUUUGGAGGUGCGCUGUCAGAAGAUGACCUUGGCCGUGACUCUGCGGGGGGAGGGAAUAGUUCCUGCAAUCACCUCCUCCCACUCUGGAGGUCUCUUGGACUUUGGUUAUGUGCUGGAAAAGGAGAGCACCUCACAGGUCCUGAAGCUCCAGAACAGCUCGGCUGUUACAGUGGGUUUCAAGGCGAUGUUGUACAGCCUCUCGCCCUCCAAGACUCAAGGUGCUGAUGAGAAGGUGGCCCUACUGUUGGGUGGCUACACAGACUCUAAGAUCCAGCCUGUGGUGGGGACCCACAACUACAAUGGGCUAAGUGUUUUCAGUGUUCAGCCGGUGGAGGCAAGCAUUGCUGCAAGACAAAGCCAGGACGUGGUUGUCACCUUUCACCCUGAUCACCCCUCGGUCAACUAUUCAGAUCGGCUCACCAUUGAGCUUGUCAAUAAGACUAAACUGUGUGUCUUGGAUCUGAGAGGUGCAGCGUCUGCACACAAUAUGUAUCUAAAUGGAGGAGACCCACUGACAGUUCCUAUUGAAUCCCUUCUUCCUCCACUAAUAACCAGUCAACCUGAACUCGCCGGACAGUCAGAGGAGAUGGAAAUCCCGGUGUUGGUCACCCUGCGAGCGAGCUACAGUAUGGGGACCAUCAGACCUGCAGUCAGGGAGCUGCAAAUAGGCUGCAUACGGGCCAGUAAGAAGGGGAGUGAUUUUCUCUGGGACAACCUGGCUUCUCUGCAGCAGAGGGGCUUCAGUGUGGAGCCCAGCAAAGGCAGCGUAGAGGCAGGCAGCAGACACACCAUCAAGCUCACAUGGACCCCCCAGAGUGGACACAAGCCCAAUGAAGUGGUGCAGAUGUGUGUGCCUCUCACAGUAAAAGGUGACGAAACGAGGGUAUACAACGUCACCCUCAUGGCUUUAGUCUCCACUCAUGUGGACUGAUUCCUUUUUUUCAUGGAUUCUUUUCUCUAGAUAUUCUGUUAUUGAGGCAAAAGACAGCAAACACCACAAGUUGCUGUUAUUUUUUAUUGUGGUUUAUAGGUCUAUAUGACCAGAAUGACCAUGCAUUAUGUACAGAGAGAAAAAGCUGUCCUAUCUCGCUAUAUUUACAAAUGUUUUAGAAAUUCCUAACCCUGCACCUUUAUCCAGAUCUGUACCAAACUGUAUGAUAAAUCAAUGUUCUUCCUUCAUACCUAGUUUCUCUGUUUCUUUGGGGGGAAAAGUACAUUGCUGUGAAAAAGUAUGAGCCCCCUUCUCAAAUUAUUGUUAUUUUUUUGCAUAGUUUCCCCACUUCAAUGUUUAAGAUCAUCAAACAAAUGAUUUGUUUCCUGUUUCAAAGUCUAGGACUUGCGACUCGACUCAGGACUUGAGGGCAAAGACUUGAGACUCGCAAAGCAAUGACUUGCUGCCACCUCUGGUUAAAAGUCAUUACGGCUAUCAUAUUUUGAAUGAUUGAGCUUUAUUUUGAACAUGCAGUACGAAACUAUAAAAGAAAAGAUAUAUACAAUAUAAGUAUCCCACACUGGAACACCAUGUCCUACCAGCCCAAAAAGGAGUAGGAAGAAGUUAAACUUGUUAAAUUUAAAAUGAGUGACUUUGCAUUAAGAUUUUUUAAUAUAAAACAAUGCCAAUACACGGUACAGUUCAAAACCUCUAGGCGACCAUUAGACUUGUUUAAGCGAUUCUACAUCUACCAUAUAAAUGUCUCGCUCUUCAUUAAGGUACAAUCAGGCAAUAUAUGCAGUAUAAAGAAGAUAUCAUAGAUGAUAUUUAACGUGACCUCUCAUAAUUCAACACUAGCAGGUAGCUGCCGAUCUAAAACCUAAAUGGAAAGGUGCCUUAAAUUUACAAAUUGCGAUUGCAACAACAAAAUGCGCUUACGGUUUGUGCAUGUGAACAGCAGAUGUCAGCAAUGCCAAAGAGUGGUCCAAUGACCUCUCCUGCCUCCUCUCAGAUACAUGCAGUAAGCAUUUAUCACAGAUUGUAGGAGAUUAUACUAAAGAAGAUUAAUGGACCCCAACCUGCCUAUAAAAAGCAAGGUCAUUAUGAGCUUAGCCUCGUGUAAUGUCGCUGGCUUUUACAAAGCAAGUCCUACAUCAUAUUAGACAAUAUUGCCGUUAUUUUGCCACUUUAUCUAAUCUGAUUUUUGCUCUGAUCUCUAUUGCUCAUAUUGAGCGAUGAUGCCACUUACUGCGGUGUUCCUGCGCCUUUAUGUGAACACCCACUGGGUUUAUAAAAAUAAUCAAAUCUACAUCAACCAGCCACAGCAUUAGGUACACCCGCUGAACAGAAUGACAUUCAUUAUUUAUUAUUUCAAUUAUUUCUUUGCAAAGUUAAUGAUUGUUUGACUGACAUUGUCACAGAGGGAUUAAUAUAACAAUAUGCCAUCCAUCCAUUGUGGUGAUAGGUUGCCGAGAUGUAAACUGCAUUGCAUCUUAUUGAGAGCUGUUCAGAAUAUUUUGGUUAAUAUCUGACUAUCAAUCACACUCAGCAUUAAUCUUAGACGAGACACAUUUUGGGGGGAUUUCAUGAUAAUUGAUGAACCUCCGAUUGUGACAUCAGGGCUGUGCUCCAGUUCAGUAUAGAAAAGGGGAAUAUCAACGAGAGUACAUUUUCAAAUUGGCACAUUUUUCUUUGUAUACUGUAAUAGAUUUAUUUUAGAAUGAAUUCAAUAAUUGAUUGUUGAAAAGAAAAUGUUACUGAUAUCACCACGUCUUAGCACAGCACAACUUUUUCUUCCUCUUUUGCACUGGGUGCGUGAAAAAGCGUCAAUUCAGAUGAAUAACUUCUCCCCAGGGUGGCCUGAAACCCGGCUUAAGUAGCUUCACACCACAUGCAUGCAGACAGGCGGGAGCGUAUCCAGGGGCAACUAAAUCACAGCAGCAGUAACCUUGGCCAGAUGAGUUUUUCCCCUCUUUAGUGUUUAAAUGUAAUGUGAAAAUGUAAAUAUUAGACAAAGAUUUGUAUUUAUUUUUUCACCUGGCUCAGUGUGAAAAAGUAAUUACUCCCUAAACCUAAUAACUGCUUGGGCCACCCUUAGCAGAAACAGCUGAAAUCAACCAUUUUCUAAGACUGGCAGUGAGUCUUUAACAUCUCUGUGGAGACAUUUUAGCCCAUUCUUCUUGCGGAAUUGUUUUAAUUCAGCAACAAUGGAGGGUUUUCGAUCUUGAAUAGCCUUUAUAAGGUCAUGCCACAGCUUUUCAAUCUGAUUGAGGUCCAGACUUCGACGAGGCGACUCCAAAACCUUUUUUUAAGCUAUUCAGAAGUUGACUUGCUGUUGUGUUUCGGAUCAUUGUCCUGCUGGAGAACCCAAAUGCGCUUUAGCUUGAGAUCACGAACUGAAGUCCAAAGGUUCUCCUUCUGGAUUUUCUGGUGAAGAAUUCACAGUUCCAUCAAUCACAGCAAGUCAGCCAGGUCCUGAACUAGAAAAGCAGCC
This is a messenger RNA of Phycodurus eques (leafy seadragon), 7661 nucleotides long. RefSeq names its product cilia and flagella associated protein 74 (gene cfap74). NCBI's taxonomy places the organism in Eukaryota, Metazoa, Chordata, Actinopteri, Syngnathiformes, Syngnathidae. The transcript has 40 exons. The record is from RefSeq and is a predicted model, not a curated record. Bases 140 to 5167 code for a protein of 1675 amino acids.